CUGCGUACAUCGCCUUUCACCGGCUUCUGCUCAUGGGUCACGGUGUCUUGUUUGACUUGAAACUGAAAGACAGACAUGAAGUCUGUGGAGGAGCCUGACAGCUUCGUCCUCUUGAACCGUUUGUCGGACGACUCGAACGUGGUGAAAUCUUACGUGAAUAAACUAAGGCAAAAGGCUGAAAAAGAAGUGGAGCUACGCCAUGACGUCGAUCUGAGGGACUCGUCUUUAAUUAAGUUUCUAAGAGCCAGAGAUUUUGAUAUCGAUUUGUCGCUUAAGUUGCUCCUGAACUACCACAAAUGGAGACGCGAGUGUCCAGAGAUUGCGGGCAACUUAUGCCCUACUUCAGUCCUGGGCCUGCUCCAGAAUCAGUACCACGGUGUGCUGAGCUCCAGGGACAGCAGUGGGAGUAGGGUUCUGAUCUACCGGAUUGGUAAGUGGAACCCGAAGGACUUCAGUGCCUAUGAAGUCUUCCGUGUCAGCCUCAUUACGUCCGAGCUGAUCGUCCGUGAGGUCGACACGCAGCAGAACGGGCUGAAGGCCAUUUUCGACCUGCAGGGCUGGUGUUUUGCUCACGCCCUGCAAAUUAACCCCUCAUUAGCCAAGAAGAUCUCAGCUGUGCUUACGGACUCCUUCCCUCUGAAGGUGCGUGGCAUCCACCUCAUCAAUGAGCCCAUAUUCUUCCGGCCAGUCUUCGCCAUGCUCAAGCCUUUUCUGCCUGACAAGAUUAAGCAGCGGAUCCACAUGCACGGUAGCUCCUUCGCACACAGCCUGAGACAGCACUUCCCCGCGGACAUCUUGCCCCCGGAGUAUGGAGGCAGGGGCCAGGACCUGGACGAGGUGUGCGCCGAGUGGACGCAGUUCAUCCUGAGUUCUGAGGGCCUGCUCCAGCGACUUUCCCUGGGCGGUGCUGCCAGUGCCGGAGGCGCCGAGCAAGCAGGCAGCUUGCUUCAUCUCCCCAGGGAAGGCAGUAGGCCAGUGGGCUUGAGCACCAGCAGCAGGUAGCGCCUCCCCAGACCACACCCCCAGAGACAUCCCCACCAAUGAGAGAAGGCCACACAUUCUCUUGUCUCGUCUGUUCCAGUUAUGCCAGCUAUUACUGUGUGAAUGAGAUUAGUUACAAAAAGAUUUUUAUGCAGUUCUUUUGUGUUCAUAGCCACUGUCCUUGGGCCAUUUGGGCCUCAUCAUUGUGGGGUAAUGCUUGUCCGCCAAGUCACAGUAUAAAGGUCAGGUUCAGUCCCUCUGUCCAAGUGAAGCUUAAACAAGCGCAACAUUGAGCAAGACUGUGUCACAGCAAGCUGGGAGAAACACUGCACCCUGUGAAAGCUCCAAGCUACCACUGUAAAACAGGAUAAAUCAUUCCGUUUCAUUUAUUUACACAAACGUCCAUUAUAACUACAACUUUAUGUUCUUAAUUUUCCUACGAGAAAUCUGAUAAUCCCUGUUUUUUUAGUUCCAGAAACUCCUUAACUGUACAUCAGCAGCCUUGGGGAUUUCAGUCCCCGUCAUGUUCAAUUUUAUCUGCAUUGAUUUUUACCAGAAUAUUUGUAAAGCUGAAAUAAACUGGAUACUUUUAAAGGUUA
Brienomyrus brachyistius is the source of this 1580-nucleotide messenger RNA. It is a transcript of the gene ttpa, whose product is annotated as tocopherol (alpha) transfer protein. Lineage: Eukaryota; Metazoa; Chordata; Actinopteri; Osteoglossiformes; Mormyridae. The transcript has 5 exons. Gene Ontology annotation, molecular function: phosphatidylinositol bisphosphate binding. The record is from RefSeq and is a predicted model, not a curated record. The coding region runs from base 76 to 1002 and encodes 308 amino acids. Gene Ontology annotation, cellular component: membrane.